Cyclospora cayetanensis is the source of this 3201-nucleotide messenger RNA. Its product is annotated as eukaryotic translation initiation factor 5B. NCBI's taxonomy places the organism in Eukaryota, Apicomplexa, Conoidasida, Eucoccidiorida, Eimeriidae. The transcript has 14 exons. The record is from RefSeq and is a predicted model, not a curated record. The coding region runs from base 1 to 3201 and encodes 1066 amino acids. Gene Ontology annotation, molecular function: translation initiation factor activity; GTPase activity; GTP binding.
AUGGCGCCAAGGAAGAACGCCAAGCGGGGGGCUGCUGCAGCUCGGAGGAUUUCCGACUCCGACUCCGACUCCGCGCCGGCACUGCCCAAGAGAAAGGUGAUCCAAGCCGCUUACAAACACCCUUCAACAUGCAGUGAGAGUAGUAGCAGCAGCAGCAGUGAGGAGGAGGAGGAAGCGCGGCCCAUAGUGCAGCAAAGGCGAAGGUUUGUGCCUCUUUCGGAUUCGAGCAGCGACAGCGAGGAGGAGAUGCCUGAGCCUGUGAAGGAGCCCAAGCCGUCUGCACCUACACAGGAUGAUGCCUCUAGCGGUUCGGCAGCAGCAUCCGCGAAGAAGAAGGGGCAGAAAACGUCUCAGGUGUGUCUGAAGCUUCUCUUUUUGAACAGAGGCUUUCCGAUACAGCGCACUGGCGGCAGGGGGAAGGGGGCAUUUAUGUGGACAGACACACCCCUAGCGUGUGUGGCAUGCUGCAAUUUCGCUCUUCAGGUCGACUCCGACAUUGAGCGGCUGCUCGAGGAAAUUGAAGCCCCUCCAGCGACUUCUCCCCCUCCCAAAAAAGCGAUUUCAAAGCAACCCGCUUCAGCAAAGGCACCUCCUCAAAAGAAGAAGGGCAAGAAGCAACUUGCUGAGGAGGACGAAGAUCUGGAUGCACUGCUUCAGGAAAUCGAAGGCGUGAGCUGCCCUGCUAAAACUCCAGCGCCAGCAACGCGAGCAGCAGAGGGGAGCUCUUCUUCUCCCUCUCCUCCUCCCACAACUGCAACUGCAUCUGCGUCUGUCACAGCAGCAAAUGAAGCAGCAGAUACACCAGGAGCAGCUGCAGCAGGCCCUGCGGGAAAAUUAAGUCGUGCCGCUCAACGGCGACAAAAAAAAAAGCAGCAACAGGCGAAACAGAAUGACAAAACCUCUUCGUCCUCAUCAGAUGAGAGCAGACCAAAACAGGCUUCAGCUUCGGCUGGAAAGAAGGCGCCUGUCUCUGCCGCAGUGCGCGCAGCGCAGCAGCGUCUGCAGUUGUUGCAGGAGCAGCAGCGGCUGCAGGAGGAAGAGGAGGCUAGACUGAGACGCGAGGAAGAGGAGCUGCGGAAAAAGGAGGAGGAGGAAGAACGUCAGCGCCAGCUGGAGCGUGAACUGAGGGCGAAGAAGAAGGCGGAAAAGAAGCAGCGUCUCAAGGAGGAAGGCAAGCUUCUGUCCACGAAGGAUCAGAAGAAGCUGAAGAAGCAGCAGCAGUACUUGCAGCAGCUGCAGCAGCAAGGACUUAUUGUGGUGCCUGCCUUGGCAGCAGGCGAUACGGAGGGGAGUUGCGCAGCUCAGCAGAGUGGCGUGGGUAGCAAGGCUAUAGAUGAUCGCAAGAGGAGGGAAAAGAAGAAGCGGCAGUUGUUGCAGAAGCAGCAGGAAGAAGCAGAAGAAGCUGCCGAAAAGGAGCGUCUUCUGAAGCUGCAAGCCGAGCUAGAUCGUCAGAGCGCCUCGACAUCUCCACCUCCCAAGACUCCUGAGCCUGCAGUUGACAAUUGGGAGUCUCUGCUAGAUGAGGUCGAGGAAGCGACGGCGAGCACUUCGGCAGCUGCCGCUUCUGCCUCCGCUGCUGCUCCCUCCGCUGGCGAGGCAGAAGCGGCAGCCGGAGAGAAGAAGAAGAGUUAUAAUGUUGGCGAUGUUCGGAGGAGGGCAGCCAUGGAGCAGGCUUUGCAACAGGCUAAGGAGGAGCGGCUUGCUGCUGCUGCUGCUGCUGCAGCAGCUGCUGCUGCAAGCAUGGGGGCAGCAGAAGGAAGAGCAGCAGCUGCUGCUGGUGCCUCUGUUGGCGAAGGCUUCCCCGAGGCAGCAGCAGCAGCGGGAGUUGCAGGCACCAAUAAGGCGCCAUUCCCUUCCAAAGCAGCUGUUGAUGAGCCAAAAUUGCGUUCUCCUAUUUGCUGCAUUAUGGGGCACGUCGAUACUGGAAAGACGAAGCUGCUCGAUAAGAUUCGUAGAACGAAUGUACAGCUGGGGGAGGCAGGGGGCAUCACGCAGCAGAUUGGUGCGACGUUCUUCCCCAGAGAGGCACUACUGGAGCAGUGCAACAAGAUCACACCCGGCUGGGAUUUACGUUUGCCAGGCUUGUUAGUGAUCGAUACACCUGGCCAUGCCUCGUUCGCCAACUUGAGAGCUCGCGGCUCCUCUCUUUGCGAUCUCGCGAUAGUUGUAAUUGAUAUCAUGCAUGGGAUGGAGCCGCAGACGCGUGAAUCUCUCUCCCUCUUGCGUCAAAAACGAUGCCCUUUUGUCGUGGCACUCAACAAGAUAGAUCGGCUGUACGGGUGGAAGGCAGUUGAUUGGGGAGCCAAUGUGAAGGAACUGUUGGCGCUGCAGAGCGCGGCAGUCCAGGAGGAGUUUAAAUCGCGAUGGGAAGAUGCGCGCUUGCAGGGGCUUGAAGAAGCAGUCGCGGGCACAUCUGUUUUCGUAGUAGAGGAUGAGGAUGAGUUGGCAGAGUUGGAGGGGGAAGUCAUGAAGGAUAUGAGCUCAGUUUUCAAGAACGUAGACAGAAGCGGCAAUGGUGUCUACGUCGUGGCGUCCACCCUCGGAGCACUUGAAGCUCUCCUUGCCUACUUAGAGGAGUGCAAGAUUCCAGUUUUUGCAGUAAAUAUUGGCACCAUUCAGAAGAAGGAUGUUCGCCGAGCGUCAGUGAUGCGGGAGAAGGGGCGUCCAGAAUUUUCGGUAAUUCUCGCGUUCAAUGUGAAGGUUGAUCCUGAGGCAGAGAAGGAGGCAAAGUCUUUAGGCGUUCGCAUCUUUACUGCGGAAAUCAUUUAUCACCUGUUUGACGCCUUUACCAGGAAGGAAGUCGGACAGGAAGCCGUCUUCCCGUGCAUUUUGACGGUGCUGCCUCAGUAUAUUUUCAACAAAAAGGAUCCUAUUGUGCUCGGCGUGCUUGUUGAUGAGGGUAUUCUGAAGGUUGGCACUCCCCUCUGCGUGCCAGAGAAGGAUCUCCGCAUUGGCACUGUGGCGUCUGUUGAGCACAACAGGAAGCCAGUAGAUUCUGCGACAACUGGUAUGGAGGUUUGCAUUAAGAUUGUCGGCGAGCCGAAUGUGAUGGCUGGCAGGCACUUCGAGGCUAAGAACAAGCUCGUUAGCCGCCUGACGCGAAACUCCAUCGACUGUCUGAAAGAGCACUUCAGGGAUGAGCUUUCCAAAGCAGACUGGCGAACCGUCAUCACCAUCAAGAAGCUCCUCGAUAUUCCCUGA